AAAAAUGAGUAGGCCUAUGUUGUUCACAGUGUAGCCGUUUUCUUGUCUUUCAGUCUAGGUGUCUCAUAAAGACAAAAAAAGGAAUCCAGUAAUGGGGAAACAAAAGACCAAAACAAAUGUAAGCCAUUAUUUGCAAAGCAAUGCAGUGGGCUGGACCAGCGCGAUAUGAGGCCCUAUUCGCUCUGCGCACGUACUGUAGGGAGGGGCGCCCUGCUUCCUCUCGAGCGCGGCAGCAGUCGGUUCAAGCGAAAAGGAAAGCAAACUCUGUGUCCUCUGCUGCUGGUCUGGGAGAUAAAGUCACGGCAGUCCCACAUCUGUUGGUGAAAAAUGGAUAAACAAAAGGCUGUAAAACGCAUGUUGAAAAAUCUGUCAAAGGAGAACUUUACCAAUUUCUGCCACGAGCUUAUGACCCGCAAAAAAGAGCCGCGGGUCGCACGCAACAGGGUGGAGGGGAAAAGCGACUUGGAUAUCCUAGAUGUGCUGAUUUCCACUUUUGAUGAGACCGGAGCUGUCGAAGUGGCAGCGGAGUUAUUGAACGAGAUAAAUUGCAAAAAUGAAGCAGACCAACUGUUGAAAGAUACAGGUGUUAAAUACUCAGAACCUGGAUCCAGUAACAUGGUAGCUACGGGUGGACCGUCCUCAGGUAAUGAAUCAAAGAACACUGCGGGACCCUUAGCUGGAGGGACGGCAGCUCAAUACACCAUGGUAGACGGUGAGCACUUUGUGGAUAAACAUAGAACCGAGCUGAUCAACAGAGUGAACUGCGUUGCAGACAUUUUGGAUCAGCUCCAUCAGGAAAAGGUCAUCACUCAAUCGAGUUAUAGUGAUAUCAUGGUAAUCCCAACCUCUCAGAAGAAGAUGAGGGAACUCUUCAGUGGUCCCCUGAAUGCAGCAGGGCUUCGUGGCAAAGACGUCUUCUACAGAAUCCUUGAGAAAGAGGAGAAAUAUCUCAUUGAGGAGCUAAAGGGAAAUAAGUGAAUGUUGUAGAGAAAUCAUUUUUUAGACUAAACGUACAUUGUGCCUCAAGAAAGAAAGCAUCUUAAACGAUUCACAUGGG
Molecule: messenger RNA, 1057 nt
Organism: Notothenia coriiceps (black rockcod)
Lineage: Eukaryota; Metazoa; Chordata; Actinopteri; Perciformes; Nototheniidae
Product: apoptosis-associated speck-like protein containing a CARD
Exons: 5
Coding region: 328-978 (216 amino acids)
Biological process (GO): innate immune response; regulation of apoptotic process; inflammatory response
Source: RefSeq, a predicted model, not a curated record